AUGAUUCAAGAGAAGAUGAGGGCUUCUCAAAGCCGCCAAAAGAGUUACCAUGAUAAAAGAAGGAAGGCUCUUGAAUUUGAGAAGGAUGAUCAUGUUUUCCUCCGUGUUACGCCAAUAACGGGAGUUGGUAGAGCGUUGAAGUCGCGUAAGUUGACGCCACGUUUUAUUGGUCCUUACCAAAUUUCGGAAAGAGUGGGUGAAGUAGCUUAUCGGAUUGCGUUGCCACCGUCUCUUUCUAAUCUCCAUGAUGUGUUCCAUGUGUCACAAUUGAGGAGAUAUAUUGCGGAUCCAUCGCAUGUCGUUCAGUUGGACGACGUUCAAAAUAGAAGUGGAGGAGAGAAACAAGAAGAGGAAGCUAGGGUUUUUGAGGAGAAAUCAAGAGAAUCUGAUGAAAUAUGUGCUUUAAAAUUCAGAGUAGUGUAUUGGAACCUGUAG
This is a messenger RNA of Vicia villosa (hairy vetch), 435 nucleotides long. RefSeq lists its product as uncharacterized. The coding region runs from base 1 to 435 and encodes 144 amino acids. Lineage: Eukaryota; Viridiplantae; Streptophyta; Magnoliopsida; Fabales; Fabaceae. The record is from RefSeq and is a predicted model, not a curated record. The transcript has 3 exons.